Messenger RNA from Budorcas taxicolor (takin), 3207 nucleotides. It is a transcript of the gene RBL1, whose product is annotated as RB transcriptional corepressor like 1. NCBI's taxonomy places the organism in Eukaryota, Metazoa, Chordata, Mammalia, Artiodactyla, Bovidae. Gene Ontology annotation, cellular component: chromatin; transcription regulator complex; nucleus. The coding region runs from base 1 to 3207 and encodes 1068 amino acids. Gene Ontology annotation, molecular function: RNA polymerase II transcription regulatory region sequence-specific DNA binding. Gene Ontology annotation, biological process: negative regulation of G1/S transition of mitotic cell cycle; cell differentiation; regulation of transcription by RNA polymerase II. The transcript is spliced from 22 exons. The record is from RefSeq and is a predicted model, not a curated record.
AUGGACGAGGACGAUCCCCACGCCGAGGGGGCGGCAGUGGUCGCCGCGGCCGGGGAAGCGCUGCAGGCCCUGUGCCAGGAGCUGAACCUGGACGAGGGGAGCGCAGCCGAAGCCCUGGACGACUUCACUGCCAUCCGGGGCAACUACAGCUUAGAGGGAGAAGUUAUACACUGGUUGGCGUGUUCGUUGUAUGUUGCUUGCCGCAAAAGCAUCAUUCCCACAGUUGGAAAGGGUAUCAUGGAAGGAAAUUGCGUUUCCCUUACCAGAAUACUACGUUCAGCUAAACUAAGUUUAAUACAGUUUUUUAGUAAAAUGAAGAAAUGGAUGGACAUGUCAAACCUGCCACAAGAGUUUCGUGAACGUAUAGAAAGGCUAGAAAGAAAUUUUGAGGUGUCUACGGUAAUUUUCAAAAAAUUUGAGCCAAUUUUUUUAGAUAUAUUUCAAAAUCCAUAUGAAGAGCCACCAAAGUUGCCACGAAGCAGGAAGCAGAGGAGGAUUCCUUGCAGUGUUAAAGAGCUCUUUAAUUUCUGCUGGACACUGUUUGUUUAUACUAAGGGUAAUUUUCGUAUGAUUGGAGAUGAUUUAGUAAACUCUUAUCAUUUACUUCUGUGCUGCUUGGAUCUGAUUUUUGCCAAUGCCAUUAUGUGCCCAAAUAGACAAGAAUUGCUAAAUCCAUCAUUUAAAGGUUUACCAUCUAAUUUCCAAACUGCUGACUUUCGGGCUGCUGAAGAACCUCCCUGCAUCAUUCCUGUACUGUGUGAACUGCAUGACGGACUUCUGGUAGAAGCCAAAGGAAUAAAGGAGCAUUACUUUAAGCCAUAUAUUUCAAAACUCUUUGACAGGAAGAUUUUGAAGGGCGAAUGCCUUCUGGACCUUUCCAGUUUUACUGAUAAUAGCAAAGCAGUGAACAAGGAGUACGAAGAAUAUGUUUUAACUGUUGGUGACUUUGAUGAGAGGAUCUUUUUGGGAGCAGAUGCAGAAGAGGAAAUUGGAACCCCUCGGAAGUUCACUGGUGACGGCCCAUUAGGGAAACUGACAGCACAGGCUAAUGUGGAGUGUAAUCUUCAACAUCACUUUGAAAAAAAAACAUCAUUUGCACCUUCUACCCCUCUGACAGGACGGCGAUAUUUAAGAGAAAAAGAAGCAGUCAUUACUCCUGUUGCUUCAGCCACCCAAAGUGUGAGCCGGCUACAGAGUAUUGUAGCUGGAUUAAAAAAUGCGCCAAGUGAACAACUUAUAAAUAUUUUUCAGUCUUGUAUGCGUAAUCCUAUGGAAAAUAUUAUGAAAAUAGUGAAAGGAAUAGGAGAGACUUUCUGUCAACACUAUACUCAGUCAACAGAUGAACAGCCAGGAUCUCACAUAGACUUUGCUGUAAACAGACUAAAGCUUGCAGAAAUUUUGUAUUAUAAAAUACUAGAGACUGUAAUGGUACAGGAAACACGAAGACUUCAUGGAAUGGACAUGUCAGUUCUUUUAGAGCAAGAUAUAUUUCAUCACUCCUUGAUGGCCUGUUGUUUGGAAAUUGUGCUCUUUGCCUACAGCUCACCUCGUACUUUUCCCUGGAUUAUUGAGGUUCUUAAUCUGCGACCAUUUUAUUUUUAUAAGGUUAUUGAAGUGGUAAUCCGCUCAGAGGAGGGACUUUCCAGAGACAUGGUGAAACACCUGAACAGCAUCGAAGAACAGAUUUUGGAGAGUUUAGCAUGGAGUCAUGAUUCUGCGCUGUGGGAGGCUCUCCAGGCUUCUGCAAACAGAGUUCCUACCUGUGAAGAAGUUAUAUUCCCAAACAAUUUUGAAACAGGAAGUGGAGGAAAUGUACAGGGGCAUCUUCCCAUGAUGCCAGUGUCUCCUCUGAUGCAUCCAAGGGUCAAAGAAGUUCGGACUGACAGUGGGAGUCUUCGAAAGGAUUUGCAACCACUGUCUCCGAUUUCUGUCCAUGAACGCUACAGUUCUCCUACUGCUGGGAGUGCGAAGAGAAGACUUUUUGGGGAAGACCCCCCAAAGGAAAUGCUUAUGGACAGGAUCAUAACAGAAGGAACAAAAUUGAAAAUUGCUCCUUCUUCAAGCAUCACUGCUGAAAAUAUAUCAAUUUCACCCGGGCACAGUCUUCUAACAAUGGCCACAGCCAUAGUAACAGGGACAACAGGACAUAAGGUUACAAUCCCAUUGCAUGGUAUUGCAAAUGAUGCUGGAGAGAUCACACUGAUACCAAUUUCCAUGAAUACAACUCAGGAGUCCAAAGUUGAGAGUCCUGUAUCACUUACAGCUCAGUCAUUAAUUGGUGCUUCUCCAAAGCAGACCCAUUUGACCAAAGCACAAGAGGUACAUCCAGUUGGAAUAAGCAAACCAAAGAGAACUGGGUCCUUAGCACUGUUUUAUAGAAAGGUCUAUCAUUUGGCAAGUGUACGCUUACGUGAUUUAUGUUUAAAACUGGAUGUUUCAAAUGAGUUAAGAAGGAAGAUAUGGACAUGUUUUGAAUUCACUUUAGUUCACUGCCCUGAUCUGAUGAAAGACAGACAUUUGGAUCAGCUCCUCCUUUGUGCCUUUUACAUCAUGGCAAAGGUAACAAAAGAAGAAAGAACUUUUCAAGAAAUAAUGAAAAGUUAUAGGAAUCAGCCCCAAGCUAAUAGUCACGUCUAUAGAAGUGUACUAUUGAAAAGUAUUCCAAGAGAAGUUGUGGCAUACAAUAAAAACCUGAACGGUGAUUUUGAAAUAACAGAUUGUGACUUGGAAGAUGCUACAAAAACACCUGACUGCUCCAGUGGACCAGUGAAAGAGGAAAGAGGUGAUCUUAUCAAAUUUUACAAUACAAUAUAUGUAGGACGAGUGAAGUCAUUUGCAUUGAAAUACGACUUGUCAAAUCAGGACCAUGUGAUGGAAGCUCCGCCACUCUCCCCUUUUCCACAUAUUAAGCAACAGCCAGGCUCCCCACGCCGCAUUUCCCAGCAGCACUCCAUUUAUGUGUCCCCACACAAGAAUGGGUCGGGCCUUACACCAAGGAGUGCUCUGCUGUAUAAAUUCAACGGCAGCCCUUCGAAGAGUUUGAAAGAUAUCAACAACAUGAUAAGGCAAGGUGAGCAGAGAGCCAAGAAGCGAGCAAUAACCAUUGAUGGUGAUGCAGAAUCACCUGCCAAACGCCUCUGUCAAGAAAAUGAUGAUGUUUUACUUAAACGACUACAGGAUGUUGUCAGUGAAAGAGCAAACCACUAG